This is a messenger RNA of Mesorhabditis belari, 813 nucleotides long. The record is from the annotation of a GenBank genome assembly. NCBI's taxonomy places the organism in Eukaryota, Metazoa, Nematoda, Chromadorea, Rhabditida, Rhabditidae.
AUGCCGCGAGCGCGGAGGUCACUGAUCGUUGUGAUGAUCGGAAUGAUCGUUGGGGCUUUGGUCUCUCUUGGAGAAGCACAAGAACCCGGUUUCACAUAUCUUACCGCACAGGAUUACUUUAAUGCACAGUUUGUGAAUACUCGGAUGCCAAUGCGCUCGCGGCCCCUCAACGACAUUCGAAUGAGAUUUCGGAGAGGUCUUUCAAAGCGUGGAAUUGCCGUCUCUCUCGAAAAGGACAAAUGGCCGAUGGGUCGUGUUCCCUAUGUCAUCUCCAGCUCAUACACAAGUGCUCAAAAAGCGGUGAUUGCACGAGCGUUUGCCGGAUAUCAACAAAAGACUUGCAUCAGUUUUGUGCCAAAAAGAGCCACCGAUAAGGAUUAUGUGGUCAUCUCAAAACUUGACGGAUGUUAUGCUGAUUUUGCUCGAGUUGGCGGCAGACAACAGGUUUCAUUAGCGGAUGAGUGUGUUGAUUAUGCGACGGUGAUUCACGAGCUAAUGCAUGUCAUUGGCUUCAUUCACGAACAUCAAAGAGAGGAUCGAGAUCAGUAUGUUCGGAUUGUUUGGCAGAAUAUCAUUCCAGGAGCCAAUGGUGAUUUCGAUAAAUUGACGAAUUUGGGUCUUUCUUACUACAAUGAGGGAUAUGAUUACACAUCGAUUAUGCACUAUGAAAGCAAUGAGGGCAGCAAAAACGGGAAAAAUACUAUUGAGUCUAAACAAACGCAGUACACGUCGAUUAUGGGAAAAGCCAGCGAUUUCUCGGCUUCCGAUUUGCGUCGAGUAAAUCGAAUGUAUGGUUGCUGGUCGAAACUCGGA